AACACGAAGAAAAUGAAACAAAGCCCAAAAUCAGAAGGCCUGACUUCAAAACAAGCAAGGCCCACCUAAAAAAAGAAAUAGGCGAUAUUUUAGUCAAACACGAAGACAAGCGAAAACCACCUGAGGAAUACGAAGAAAAAUAG
Racocetra fulgida is the source of this 143-nucleotide messenger RNA. Lineage: Eukaryota; Fungi; Glomeromycota; Glomeromycetes; Diversisporales; Gigasporaceae. The record is from the annotation of a GenBank genome assembly.